AUGGAAAAGCCACCGUCUCCGACUCUAAUGGAAAAUGCUUCAAUUCGCGCCAACCUCGAGGAUCUUCCCAUCGCCGAGGUCUCGUGGCUUGAGUCCAAGCUGAAGCCAAAGACCGUUCAUGCUCGCUAUCCUUUCAAAGGCAAGCCUCUUCUCUGGAUGACUUGCGCUUUUGGAAGUCUUGGAGAUGCUUUGUUUGGCUAUGAUCAGGGUAUCGUGGCCGGUCUUCUGGUCAACCCAGUGUUCCUCGCGAGAUUCUUCUCCGAAUACGGCGGCGCGGACGGAACGAGCGAGAAUAUCGAUCCUUCAAUCACAGGCAUCCUCGUUGCAUGUCUUCAAGUCUCGGCGGCUCUCGGCUCCCUAAUUGCUGGCAGUCUCGGCGACGUGAUAGGAAGAAAGAGAUGUGUGAGAUUAGGCGGUUUCAUUUACUUUGCCACCGCCUUCAUUCAAGCUUUCGCCCCUGGGUUCAAGACAUUUGUUGCCGGUCGGACUCUCCAGGGCUUGGGCGUUGGUUUCCUUUCCAUGACUGUUCCUGUCAUUCAGACUGAGAUCGCCGCGCCACAUCGCCGUGGUCUCAUGGUCGGCGUCGAAUACACAUUCCUUAUUGGUGGCUACGCACUUUCAACCUGGGUCGACUUCGGCUUCUACUAUCUCAUUCCCAAAAGCGAGUCGUGGCAGGGGCCCUACUUUAUCCAAAUGGGUCUUGCAUUUAUUCUCUUCUCCAUAUCGUUUAUUCUUCCCGAAACUCCCCGGUGGCUGGCACGCAAUGGUUUUGCGAAAGAAUGUCUUCAAACCGUGGCAGAUCUGCAUACUCCAGAUGGAAAUACGCAGGCCGAGCAUGUUCAACAGGUUAUGUUGGAGAUCAAAGAGGCUGUGUGCUACGAAGCGAGUUUAAAACAGUCAACUUGGCGGGAGAUGUUUACUCGUUACCGGAAACGUACCAUUGUUGGCAUCACGGCACAGAUGUUUGCUCAGCUCAACGGCAUCAACGUCAUCUCCUUCUAUCUACCUACAACCCUCGCUAAGGCUGGUAUGAGCCAGGAAAAGUCUUUGCUCUACACAGCUGCCAACUCUAUCCCGUAUGUUUCUGCUACUAUCCUCACUUGGUGGUUGGCUGAUAGAUGGGGGCGACGCCCGCUCUUGAUUCUGGGUGGUAUUCUUAUGGCGAUAGCCCUCUGCAUUGUUUGUGCCUUUACCGAAGCCCAUAUCCAUAACGCCAGUACACGAGCGCACGGCAUCUACGCUUUCGUCGUCAUUUACAACGCUAUCUACGGCUUCACCUGGGGCCCAAUUCCUUGGUUGCUACCUGCCGAGGUCUUCCCACUGCGUGCUCGAAGCAAAGGCAUGGCCCUUGCUACAUGCUCCAACUGGCUCUUCAACUUUGCCAUUGGUAUGUCGGCCCCGGACGCAUUCGACGGCAUUGGAGGAUACUACUACGUGAUCAUUGCGGGAUUCUGCCUGAUAUCCGUCGGACUUGCAUACUUUUAUUAUGUUGAGACAGCUGGCCAUACGCUUGAAGAGAUUGCAUUGGCAUUUGGUGAUAAAGCGUUUGUAGAUGAUGAUGGGGCGGUCGUUGGAGCAGCACAUCUAAGAAGAGAUGAUGCCGUCAAGUCCGUGGCUGCUUGA
Fusarium proliferatum ET1 is the source of this 1623-nucleotide messenger RNA. RefSeq names its product putative MFS sugar transporter. Bases 1 to 1623 code for a protein of 540 amino acids. The transcript has 3 exons. Gene Ontology annotation, cellular component: membrane. The record is from RefSeq and is a predicted model, not a curated record. Gene Ontology annotation, biological process: transmembrane transport; carbohydrate transport. NCBI's taxonomy places the organism in Eukaryota, Fungi, Ascomycota, Sordariomycetes, Hypocreales, Nectriaceae. Gene Ontology annotation, molecular function: carbohydrate:proton symporter activity.